This is a messenger RNA of Solanum dulcamara, 3991 nucleotides long. Its product is annotated as protein SMAX1-LIKE 6-like. The transcript has 3 exons. NCBI's taxonomy places the organism in Eukaryota, Viridiplantae, Streptophyta, Magnoliopsida, Solanales, Solanaceae. The record is from RefSeq and is a predicted model, not a curated record. The coding region runs from base 375 to 3632 and encodes 1085 amino acids. Gene Ontology annotation, molecular function: ATP hydrolysis activity; ATP binding.
ACCAAAAAUUCUACGCAGUGAAUAGCCAUAAAUCUAUAAAAGCAGUGGAAAAGAUAUUUCUUCUUUUGAAAUGUUAACAGAAUUUAUACCCCAGGGCCUUUAUGUCACUGUGUUUCUUCCAUUAUCAAUAAUUUGGCCCACCCUCAUACACAAGGAGGAAAAAAAAAAAAAAAGAGAGAGAAGAAAUUCCUCUCUGCUUCAAUAAAUAUUUCCAAAAGUUCCUGAAAUGUAUACUCUUGGAGUUUUUUACUAUUUUUUCCUUCAAGCUUUGCUUCAAAGAAAAGAAAAUAUUUUUAUUUUACAAACUACUGACUAUUUUUUCAAUCAAUAGUUACGUGACAUAUAUUUGGUUACAUAAUAGGAGCUUACCGGCGAUGCCAACGCCGGUGAGCACUGCCAAGCAAUGCUUGACGGAGGAGGCCGCGCGUGCACUAGACGAUGCAGUGGCCGUCGCUCGUCGCCGGAGCCACGCGCAGACUACAUCUCUCCACACCGUUUCUGCGCUUCUUGCACUUCCAUCAUCUACCCUCCGUGACGCGUGUGCACGUGCUCGCAGCUGCGCGUACUCACCGCGGCUGCAAUUCAGAGCUUUAGAACUCAGCGUCAGCGUUUCUCUUGAUCGUUUGCCCACGGCCAAAACCCUAGACGAGCCGCCUAUUUCGAAUUCUCUCAUGGCAGCAAUCAAGCGCUCGCAAGCUAACCAAAGAAGGCAUCCUGAUACUUUCCACAUCUAUCAACAACUUCAACAACAGAAUUCCUCUAACUUCUCGAUUUCUACUCUAAAAGUUGAACUGAAGCAUUUUAUACUAUCCAUUUUGGAUGACCCGAUUGUGAGCCGAGUUUUAGGGGAAGCGGGUUUUCGAAGUUGUGAUAUAAAGCUUGCACUUCUGAAUCCACCGGCUAUUUCUAGGUUUUCUAAGACUCGUUGCCCACCUCUGUUUCUUUGUAAUUUAACCGAUUCGGAGCUUAACAAACGUGGGUUUAACUUCCCAUUUUCUGGCGUUUCCGGAAAGGGGAAUAUUGAUGAGAACUCUAGAAGAAUCGGUGAUAUACUUGUGAAGAAAAGCUGUAGAAAUCCGUUGUUGAUCGGAAUUUGUGCAACUGAUGCACUAUACAGCUUCACUGAUUGUGUACAGAAAGGUAAAGGUGGUGUCUUGCCUGAUGAAAUUAAGGGGUUGAGUGUAAUUUCUAUUGAAAAAGAAAUUUCUGAGUUCGUUGGGGAAGGUGGGAGUGAAGAAAUGAUCAGGUUGAAGUUUAAGGAAGUGAGUGAUGCUGUAGAGUGUUGUACAGGGGCUGGAAUUAUAGUGAAUUAUGGUGCAUUGAAGGUGUUUGUUGAUGAUGGGUCAGUGGAAUCAGUGAGCUAUAUCGUUUCUAGGUUCACUAAAUUGGUGCAUGUUCAUUGCGGGAAACUGUGGUUAGUUGGAGCAGCAGCAAGUUAUGACAUUUAUAUGAAGUUUUUGGCUCGGUUCCCUACAAUUCAGAAAGACUGGGAUUUACAUCUCCUGCCCAUUACUUCAUCCACUCCUCCAAUUGGAGGACUACCUUCCAGAUCCAGCUUGAUGGGGUCGUUUGUUCCGUUUGGCGGGUUCUUUUCCACAGCAUCUGAGUUUGAAAACUCGUGGAUAAACAAAAAUGAAUAUACAGCUCGAUGUAACCUUUGCAAUGAAAAGUAUGAGCAAGAAGUUUCAACUGUGCUGAGAGGAGCCACGGGUUCAGUCACUGAUCAGCAUGCACCACAUUUAUCUUCUUGGUUACAAAAGGCUGAAUGCGGUCCAAGCAGGGGACUAGUUGGGGUAGAGGCCGAUGAAGACUGCAGUUUAUUAAAUGCCAGACUGGCGGGAUUGCAAAAGAAGUGGAAUGAUAUAUGCCAGCGUCUUCAUCACAUAAAUUCAUUUCAACCAGAUGCUUUGCAAGCCAGGUCACAUCUUCCCAGUUUUGGCAACUUUCAGAGUUCUGCUGCUGGGGGUGAAAGCAGAAACAAAAAUUCAUUGUUGGAUGCAAGACUUACUACUCAAAGUUCUAUGUCAUCAGACUUUCAAAAUACCUCCUUGACCAAAAAAAUCAUGUCGAAAUCAGUCGUGUCUGAAGGUGAUCCUGAUUCUCAAGCUGAAGUGCCGGUUCAGAGUUUAGAAACUCAGCAGCUGAAGAUGGAAAAUAUCUGGACCCCUUACCCUCAUGCUCCCCGUGAUUUGAGCCUGCCCCUUGAUCGAACAUCAUCAGCCUCAAAUGCUUCUGUUAGCACUGACCUGGGGUUGGGAACCGUUUAUAUAUCAACUGUAAGAGAUCUGUGGAAACCCAGUUUUCAGGAGAAUCAGGAUCGCCUUCAUUACUUUUCAGGAUCGGUUUCUUCUUCUUCUGUUCCUCAGUUAGACAAGGAGUUGGAUGCGAAAGACUUUAAGAACCUUUAUAAAACUCUUUCUGAACAUGUAUAUUGGCAAGAGGAAGCCAUUUAUGCCAUUAGUCAUACUGUCUCUCGUUGCAGAAGUGGUAAUGGAAGGAGUCAUGGCUCUAGCAAAGGAAAUAUCUGGCUCAGCUUUCUUGGACCUGACAAAGUGGGGAAACAAAAAAUUGCGAAAGCUCUAGCUGAGAGUGUCUUUGGUAGCUACGAUAGCUUGCUCUCUGUGGAUCUGAGCUCUAAUGAUGGGAUUAGCUGCUCAAAUUCUCUGCUUAUCCAUCAAAAUAUAAAAAAUGGUCAUGUGAAUCUUAGGGGAAAGACAGUCAUCGACUAUAUCGCAGAGGAGUUAAGCAAGAAGCGCUAUUCUAUUGUGCUUCUUGAAAACAUAGAAAAGGCUGAUUUCCUUGUUCAUAGUACCUUAUCUCACUCUAUCAAAACUGGUAAGUUUUUGAACUUGCAUGGGAAGGAAAUCAGCAUCAAUAAUAUGAUUUUUGUGAUUACCUCGAAAUCUGCAAAAGUUACUAAAGAUUUCUUUUCCAGUAAAGAAUCUCUUGAGUUUUCAGAAGAAAAGAUAUUAGCAGCCAAAAACUUGCAGAUGCAGAUAGCAAUUGGAUCUGGCAAUCGAAAUAGGAUUGAGGUGAAGAAUACAAAUUUGUGGAUUACUUCAGGGGACAGAACAUCAGAAUCUUUCUCUGCAUAUAAAAGAAAGCAGACAGACAACAGUGACUCUAACAAGUUGUUUCAAAAUCCAAAACGUGUGUGCACUGUCCCGAAAUCUUCUCUUGAUUUGAAUUUGCCUGUGGAAGAGAUGGAGGAGGAGAAUGAAUGUGAUGAGUGUGACAGUGACUCUGGCUCUGAAGGGUCAAAAGCAUGGUUGGAAGAAAUCUUGGAGCAAAUGGACGAUAAUGUAGCCUUCAAGCCAUUUGAUUUUGGAGCUUUAGCUGAGAAAAUAUUAAAGGAAAUCAACAUAAACCUCAAGAAGAUUGUUGGAGUAGAUAUCAAGCUGGAGAUUGACUCAGAAGUAAUGGUACAGAUACUAGCCGCUGCUUGGUUAUCAGACAGAAAGGAAGCUGUUGAGGAUUGGGUUGAGAAGGUCCUCUGCAGGAGCUUUAUGGAUGUCCGAAGCAGGUUCCAACAUAUUGCUGAUAGCGUCAUAAGAUUAGUCCACUGUCAAGGCGUUGCUGUAGAAGACCAGGCUCCUGGAAUUUACUUUCCAGCUAAAAUUACAGUAGACUGAUUUUUAGUCAGAUAUGUGUUCUAAUGUACAAAUGCUGUCAAUAGCAUUUCUGCGUGUUAAGUUUCUUUGUGCAUAUAUAUUCCUGUAUUUUUGUUGAUCCUUCUCCAAUUGUUUAUCAUUGUAUCUUUUAGAAUUAGGCUAUUUUGUUGUAAUCUUUGUACACACUCUAUCCCACCCUUGGUAGUUUGUUUCUACCACUUGAAAAGUUUUACCUUUUCUGUUUUGGGGAAAAAGCUAGUUACUCCAGGUAGUGUAUGUAGGUGUGUGUGUGUAUGCAUGCAUGCUUACCGGAUGAUGACACAAAAAAGAAGGAAGGCAUCACAAAGAUUCUAAUGCGAUCGAGUGUGUUAUUUUUAGUU